Spodoptera littoralis (African cotton leafworm) is the source of this 1842-nucleotide messenger RNA. NCBI's taxonomy places the organism in Eukaryota, Metazoa, Arthropoda, Insecta, Lepidoptera, Noctuidae. The record is from the annotation of a GenBank genome assembly.
AUGAAUAUUGAUAUGGAAACUGAAGAUGAGAUCGCUCGGUAUUCGGGCGAGGAUGAGAACCACAUCAACCGCAAGCUCCCGAAGGAGCUGCUGCUGCGCAUCCUCUCCUACCUAGACGUGGUCUCCUUGUGUCGGUGUGCACAGGUAUCGAAACUAUGGAAUAUAUUAGCGCUGGAUGGCUCCAACUGGCAGAGGAUAGACCUGUUUGAGUUUCAACGAGAUGUUGAGGGUCCAGUAAUCGAGAACAUAUCACAAAGAUGCGGCGGUUUCCUCCGGGAACUGUCCCUGAGAGGUUGCGAGAGCAUAGGGGACUCCUCCAUCAAGUCACUGGCACAUUCGUGUCCAAACAUCGAAUAUCUGAACUUGAACAAGUGCCGUAAGAUUACGGACGCCACCUGCCAGGCGCUCGGCAAGAAGUGUAAGAAGCUGCAGCGAAUAAACCUGGACUCGUGUUCCAACAUCACAGAUGUGUCACUGAAGGCUUUGUCAGACGGAUGCCCGCUCCUAACAAAUGUGAAUGUGUCAUGGUGUCAGUUGAUCACUGAGAACGGAGUGGAGGCCCUCGCGCGCUCCUGCCCCCGACUGAAGACCUUUAUAUGCAGAGGUUGUAAGAACGUAAAUGACAAAUGCGUAUCAACUCUGGCCACGUUCUGUCCCGAGCUACAGGCGCUCAACGUACAGGGGUGUGAUCAACUGACAGACGAGUCAAUAAGCAAGCUGGGCGCGGGCAUGCGGCGCCUGUGCGUGUCGGGCUGCGGCCGCCUGACGGACGCGGCGCUGGCCGCGCUGGCGGCGCGCUGCCCCGACCUCGUCACCCUCGAGCUGGCGCAGUGCACGCAGCUCACUGACGCGGGCUUCCAGGCCUUGGCCAGGAAAAACCGCCUGACGGACGCGGCGCUGGCCGCGCUGGCGGCGCGCUGCCCCGACCUCGUCACCCUCGAGCUGGCGCAGUGCACGCAGCUCAUGACGCGGGCUUCCAGGCCUUGGCCAGGAAAAAACCGCCUGACGGACGCGGCGCUGGCCGCGCUGGCGGCGCGCUGCCCCGACCUCGUCACCCUCGAGCUGGCGCAGUGCACGCAGCUCACUGACGCGGGCUUCCAGGCCUUGGCCAGGAAAAACCGCCUGACGGACGCGGCGCUGGCCGCGCUGGCGGCGCGCUGCCCCGACCUCGUCACCCUCGAGCUGGCGCAGUGCACGCAGCUCACUGACGCGGGCUUCCAGGCCUUGGCCAGGAAAAACCGCCUGACGGACGCGGCGCUGGCCGCGCUGGCGGCGCGCUGCCCGACCUCGUCACCCUCGAGCUGGCGCAGUGCACGCAGCUCACUGACGCGGGCUUCCAGGCCUUGGCCAGGGCCUUGGCCAGGGUAUGUAUCUCAUAUAUGUAAAGAAAAACCGCCUGACGGACGCGGCGCUGGCCCGCUGGCGGCGCGCUGCCCCGACCUCGUCACCCUCGAGCUGGCGCAGUGCACGCAGCUCACUGACGCGGGCUUCCAGGCCUUGGCCAGGAAAAACCGCCUGACGGACGCGGCGCUGGCCGCGCUGGCGGCGCGCUGCCCCGACCUCGUCACCCUCGAGCUGGCGCAGUGCACGCAGCUCACUGACGCGGGCUUCCAGGCCUUGGCCAGGAAAAACCGCCUGACGGACGCGGCGCUGGCCGCGCUGGCGGCGCGCUGCCCCGACCUCGUCACCCUCGAGCUGGCGCAGUGCACGCAGCUCACUGACGCGGGCUUCCAGGCCUUGGCCAGGAAAAACCGCCUGACGGACGCGGCGCUGGCCCGCGCUGGCGGCGCGCUGCCCCGACCUCGUCACCCUCGAGCUGGCGCAGUGCACGCAGCUCACUGA